This is a messenger RNA of Anolis sagrei ordinatus, 1163 nucleotides long. It is a transcript of the gene MRPL23, whose product is annotated as mitochondrial ribosomal protein L23. Gene Ontology annotation, molecular function: structural constituent of ribosome. Lineage: Eukaryota; Metazoa; Chordata; Lepidosauria; Squamata; Anolidae. Gene Ontology annotation, biological process: mitochondrial translation. The record is from RefSeq and is a predicted model, not a curated record. Gene Ontology annotation, cellular component: mitochondrial large ribosomal subunit; ribosome.
UAUAGGCUCCGCCCACACAUCUCUAGGCUCCGCCUCCACCGGAUGUCCUCCUCCUCAGGAAGCUGCGGCCCGGGUUUGCGAUGGCCAGGCGGAUCCUUUAUCCCCUGUACCAGUAUGGAAAUCCUCAACUGCGGGUUUUCCGGACAGAUUACUUUUUAACACUGGUAAGGCCUGGUAUUCCACAGCCAGAAGAUACUGUGCAAUUCCGGAUUCCCAUGGAGAUGACCAGAGUGGAACUGAAGGAUUACCUUGAAAGUAUAUACAGUAUCCCUGUGGCAGCUAUAAGAACCAGGAUACAGCAUGGUUCAAACAAGCGGAGAGACCACAAAAAUAGACGAAUCAAGAAGCCAGACUACAAGGUUGCCUAUGUACAACUGGCUGGAGGACAAACUUUUCAGUUUCCAGACUUGUUUCCAGAAACAGAAGAAACCAUUGAACCUGGGUCUUUUGAAGACAUCCAGAAGAAAUUUAUGGAGGAUGAGAAACAGAGGCAGAAAGAUGAUCCGAGACAAGGGGGAGUUCCUCGCUGGUUUGGACUUUGAUGGAAUAAACAUGCUGUUUUGUUUUAGGUAGCUUUGAGAAAUUUUAAUAGUUACAUCUGACAUGGCACUCAUAUUGCAAUAUCAUAACAAAAUAUAUUCCUUCCCAUUUUCAAAAGCCAAUUAAAAAUAUCUUGUUGGUAUCCAGAAGAGAAAAAACAAGGAAGUUUGGAAUCAUAAAAAGGGGUAAACCAGGACUAGUGCUUUAGAUUUUCAGCUCAUUGUAUUUUCAUUUGUGAAAUGGAAUUUCUCCUCUUGUAUCCAUAUAAGGCGUGUAUUAUCCAGGUCAUCUUUUUUUUUUUUUGUCUUAUCCUGCUUUGGAUAAGCUGAUGAAAUGCCAUUCAUAGGUGCAAUAAAAUGAGCCUGGUGUUUACUAUUGUGAGGGCACUAUAACAGUCAAAAUGGCAAGUUACCUCUCAUUUGUUAGAUCAGCUAAAGUUUCUGUUUCACAGUCUUUCUGGGAAGACAUGGUUGAGGAGUACCAUUAAGAAGGAUAAUGGUGCUUUGUUUGAGAAAGAAGUUGCAUGAAAUGUGUCUUUGUAGCCUGAAAGAGAUAUCUGAAGCUUUAAAACGUAUACAUGUGCCAGUGGAACCCAAAACAAUAAAAUACCCUAGCCUUCCCUA